Molecule: messenger RNA, 978 nt
Organism: Nematostella vectensis (starlet sea anemone)
Lineage: Eukaryota; Metazoa; Cnidaria; Anthozoa; Actiniaria; Edwardsiidae
Product: cofilin
Exons: 3
Coding region: 159-629 (156 amino acids)
Biological process (GO): actin filament severing; actin filament depolymerization; cell motility
Cellular component (GO): actin cytoskeleton; cytoplasm; actin cortical patch
Molecular function (GO): actin filament binding
Source: RefSeq, a predicted model, not a curated record
AGCCGCACCUCUAAUCAAUUCACAUCACGUGGCUUUCUCAUCCAAUGAGAUUGCUCGUUGCUUCAACAUAGUGCAACCGGGCAUUUGAUCCGAGUUCGCAUCGUGCUGCGACAGUCGAAGCUUUCGUCUUUCUCGAUCUUCCAGUUCCUUCAGCCAUUAUGUCGAAGUCAAUGUCAGGUAUAGAGAUGACAGAGGAGUGCAUAGAGCUCUUCAAGGACAUGAAGAUUACAACUAAAGGCGCUGAUAGACCCAGGUUCAAAUACGCGAUAUUCAAGCUGUCAGAUGAUAACACUAAAGUGGAGCUGGAGGAAAAAGUUGAAGCAAAAUGCCUUGCAAACAAUCGUGAAGAAGAUGAGGAAAUAUUUGAAGAGUUAAAGGGAAAACUGUCCAAGAAAGAGCCUAGAUUUAUUCUGUAUGACAUGAGAUUCUGCAGCAAGUCUGGCUCCCUCAAGGAAAUAUUGACUUUCAUCAAAUGGUGUAGUGACGAAGCACCUAUCAAGAAGAAAAUGUUGGCCGGCUCUACAUGGGAGUACUUGAAAAAGAAGUUUGACGGUUUGAAAAAGUACUUCGAAGCUUCUGAAAUAUGCGAGAUGUGUUACAACGAAUUCGCAGAUGUAGUAGAGAGGUGAUGGAUACGAAUCUCACUCCUUUGUUGUCAAAUAUAAACAUUCUGAUUACAUUCCAACUCUAGCUAUCACAUGAUACAUGACUGUUGUUUGCGAUCUCGAAAAAAAAAUAAAAUCAGUUGAAAGUUAAGUCAUAGGAAAUGGUUCCUGAUUUCUCUGCAAUAAAGAAUUAAUUUCCACAAAUCAUUUUGUACUGGAUCUAAGAUGAUUUUUUGAAAGUAAUAAUGUAAUAUUUCUAUUAAGAAAUGUUUUGAUAAGCAAGGAAACAUGAAUCUGAAAUUUUCUCUUGUAAUUUACUCUUGUAGCUCUGUUGUACGUAAAUGUUUUGAAAAAUAAAACGCAUGUAAUUUUG